CCUGCGGGAGGGGGGGAAGGGGGAGGAGGCAGCUCGGAGCGGGAAGCUGCUGCCGGUCCCGGAGCCCUCAGUCCCGGCAGCGCCUGGCGGCAGCAGGAGAGCACCGGGCACAGGCUUCGCGAUGCAGGAGCCCAACGGGACGGUGGCAGCCGAGGGCUGGCAGCGGAGCCUGAGUGCCCUGCUCGGUGCCCUCAACCGCACCCUGCAGGGGGGCAGCCUCUGCCCUGCGGUGCCCAGCGGGGCCGGGCCGGGCCGUGCCCGCGAUGCCAACGCCUUCCUCUACAUCCUCUUCGUCAUGACUCUGUUCGCGGGCACCGUGGGCAGCCUGGUGCUGGGCUACACCCGGGCACGGCGCCAGGAGCGCUGCCAGGAGCCCUGCCCGCUCUACGCCAAGGGCAGGGCAGCCGCCGUGCUCUGAGCGGGCACUGCCACCCUGCCACAGCCACAGCUGCUGUGCUCUGAGUGGGCACUGCCACCCUGCCACAGCCACAGCUGCCCUCUGAGCGGGCACAGCCUCCCUGCCAC
Messenger RNA from Pogoniulus pusillus (Red-fronted tinkerbird), 525 nucleotides. RefSeq names its product potassium voltage-gated channel subfamily E regulatory subunit 3 (gene KCNE3). Gene Ontology annotation, cellular component: membrane. Lineage: Eukaryota; Metazoa; Chordata; Aves; Piciformes; Lybiidae. Gene Ontology annotation, biological process: negative regulation of delayed rectifier potassium channel activity; membrane repolarization during action potential; potassium ion export across plasma membrane. The transcript is spliced from 2 exons. Bases 122 to 418 code for a protein of 98 amino acids. The record is from RefSeq and is a predicted model, not a curated record. Gene Ontology annotation, molecular function: delayed rectifier potassium channel activity; voltage-gated potassium channel activity involved in ventricular cardiac muscle cell action potential repolarization; potassium channel regulator activity.